This is a messenger RNA of Penicillium manginii, 1785 nucleotides long. RefSeq names its product major facilitator superfamily domain-containing protein. The coding region runs from base 1 to 1785 and encodes 594 amino acids. Lineage: Eukaryota; Fungi; Ascomycota; Eurotiomycetes; Eurotiales; Aspergillaceae. The record is from RefSeq and is a predicted model, not a curated record. The transcript has 3 exons. Gene Ontology annotation, molecular function: transmembrane transporter activity. Gene Ontology annotation, biological process: transmembrane transport.
AUGGAUAAUCCUUCAUCCAGUCCGCAUCUGGAUGGCGCAAAACCACCAUCCAAUCCUGCGGACUCGACACCCAUCCCAAAGGACGACGAGCUUCACUCGCAGCGCGUUCUCGCAAAAGUAGACCGUGAAAGAACGGAAACGGACUCGAUCAUAUCUGAUGAUGCUGCUGGUGUCAAAAAGGCUGAAGCAGUUGUUCUUGCUUGGGAUAAGAAUGCCGUGUGGGCAGUCUACGCCUGGAUAUGGGUCUGCUUCUUUAUGCUCGCUUUCCAUUCAUCUAUUCAAAGCAACGUGAUCGUCUACGCAUAUGCCAACUUCAAAACCGCCCCUGAGAUUCCGACUUCGGCAAUCCUUGGCAGUGUUGUGGGAGGAGUGGUGAAACUUCCCGUCGCCAAAAUCGUGAAUAUCUGGGGACGAGCCGAAGCUCUCGUAGUUUUCACUUGUCUGUUCCUGCUGGGAAUUAUUGUGCUGGCAUCUUGCACUGGACCCAGUGGAUAUGCCGCGGGAUACGUUCUCUACUAUGUUGGAUACAAUGCAAUCUACCUCAUCCUUGAUGUUUUCAUUGCUGAUACCUCGGGUCUCCGCAAUCGAGCAUUUGCAUUUGCAUUCUCGAGCACACCCUUCAUCUGCACGGCGUUCACGGGCCCGCUGGCGGCGCAAGCCUUAUUAAAAAUGACUUCAUGGCGCUGGGCAUAUGGUAUAUUUGCCAUCGUCUUCCCAUUCGUUCUUUUGCCGCUCGCUGUAGUUUUCAAAUUCUACGAGCGCAAAGCCGAGAAGAUGGGCCUUUACCAGAAGACCAAGAGCGACCGAACCUGGGCUCAGUCUCUUUUGCAUUAUGUCCAUGAAUUUGAUGUCAUCGGCGGACUCCUAUUGAUGGCAGCUUUUAUUCUGCUUCUUCUCCCCUUUAGCCUUUCGGCUUAUGGUCGAGCCCAAUACAGCUCCGCAUCUUUCAUCGCCAUGCUAGUCAUUGGCUUCUGCCUGCUCUUCGUCUUUGCGGCAUGGGAAAAAUUCUUCGCCCGGAAGCAGUUCAUUCGGUACGACCUUCUUAAGCAACGAACUGUUCUUGGCGCCUGUAUCCUGUCAACUCUCUUGAAUUUCGGUUACAUGGCCUGGGAUAGCUACUUUGUCAACUUUGCUAUGGUUGUCUAUGACCUCAGCGUCUCCAACUCGGGCUACAUGAACCAGAUCUACAACAUCGGAUCAUGCUUCUGGGCGCCACUGUUCGGACUUUACAUCAGACAAACAAAGCACUUCAAGAAAGCGUGUCUUUUCUUCGGUCUACCUUUGAUGCUCCUUGGCUCUGGCCUGAUGGUCCACUUCCGUGGUCAGGACGAUGGCAUCGGAUACGUUGUCAUGUGUCAAAUCUUCAUCGCCUUUGCCGGCGGCACUCUAGUCAUUGGACAAGAUAUGGCAGUCAUGAGCGCCGCAGAUCACGACGGUGUACCCAUGAUGCUCUCGAUUCUCGGCCUUUUUGCCAGUCUCGGUGGAGCAGCAGGCGCCACACUUGCAUCUGCCGUAUACACAAAUGUUUUCCCGAAAACACUUCUUGCCAAUUUGCCGGAAAGUGCUAAAGCAGACUGGGCGGAUAUCUACAUUGGUGGUUAUCCUGUUCAGAUGGCGUAUCCGAUUGGAUCGGAAAUCCGCAAUGCCAUUAAUAAUGCCUGGGGUGAUAGCCAGAAGUAUAGCUGCAUUGCAACCACAGCGGUCGUUGCCCUGGGCUUUCCGUGUAUCGCUAUUUGGAAGAAUGUGAAUGUGGAUAAAAAGCAGGUUCCCGGAACGGUCUUCUAA